CAAAGAUUACACAUCUCUAGAAAACCAUUUUAGAUUUAGAAAUCGGCAUAAACAAAUAUUGACACACACACACUUUAUUUGAAAUCAAAAUUUUUUCCCGGACUUCAGAAGGCAGUUAGCCGUCAGACGAGCAGGCCAAUAAUGUAUCAAUUCGCAUUCUGGAGGAGCGAGGUGAAGACGCACCAAAUCGAUCAGGUAUCGCCCAUUUGGAAGGACUUGAAUGCCACAUUUGUGACUGUCCUCAGCUGGAGUUGGCUCAUUUACACCUUGUCCGCAUUGGUAAUUCUCGUUUGCGCAUAUUUUGCAUACUGUGAACGUUGCCGCCGGACGGAGACAAUACGACGUCGACGGGUGAUUCAGCGAGCCCAGGAACGGCCCCCUCAAAAACGGCGACCGAAUGCGGCAUACAGAGAUCACCAGAUCUACCGACAUAUUAUCCUUAGCGUCGCCAAAUAUAUGAAGAAUCCGGAAGGCAUACGUCCAUUCAUAGAACACAUGGACCACCUGUAUCCUCUGCGACAUACGUUGGCUGAUGAUCAGCAAGCGGCAGAACUUUCACUAAACGUUAACGAUGCAGAGCCAAGUACUGGAGAGGAUUAAUAACUAAAGCCUAAGUCGGCCAAUACAUGCCACCUGAAGACUACAUUUCUAUCAAGUUUAUUAAGCAAUCAUUUCGGUAGUAAAUAAAACCUUUUGAUUGAUGCAUUUUAA
Messenger RNA from Drosophila elegans, 711 nucleotides. RefSeq lists its product as uncharacterized. The transcript is spliced from 3 exons. NCBI's taxonomy places the organism in Eukaryota, Metazoa, Arthropoda, Insecta, Diptera, Drosophilidae. Bases 142 to 600 code for a protein of 152 amino acids. The record is from RefSeq and is a predicted model, not a curated record.